AUGGGGACAGUUGACAUUGAUAUACAACAUAUAGACUGGAGGCGGAAAUCGGCGGUCGUGUGUUGUAGACAGGUUCUGAACUCUUCAGUCUUAGAGAAAGCUGAACAUUAUACUCCACUUCUCAAACGUUUUUGUAAUCAUGAGCCAAGCCAUGAGCCUAGUCAUGAGCCUAAUCAUGAGCCAAGUCACAAUCCAAGUCAUGAGCCAAGUCAUGAGCCUAGUCAUGAGCCUAAUCAUGAGCCAAGUCACAAUCCAAGUCAUGAGCCAAGUCAUGAGCCUAGUCAUGAGCCUAAUCAUGAGCCAAGUCACAAUCCAAGUCAUGAGCCAAGUCAUGAGCCUAGUCAUGAGCCUAAUCAUGAGCCAAGUCACAAUCCAAGUCAUGAGCCAAGUCAUGAGCCUAGUCAUGAGCCUAAUCAUGAGCCAAGUCACAAUCCAAGUCAUAAGCCAAGUCAUGAGCCAAGUCAUGAGCCUAGUCAUGAGCCUAAUUAUGAGCCAAGUCACAAGCCAAGUCAUGAGCCAAGUCAUGAGCCUAGUCAUGAGCCUAAUCAUGAGCCUAAUCAUGAGCCAAGUCACAAGCCAAGUCAUGAGCCUAAUCAUGAGCCAAGUCACAAGCCAAGUCAUGAGCCAAGUCAUGAGCCAAGUCACAAGCCAAGUCAUGAGCCAAGUCAUGAGCCUAGUCAUGAGCCUAAUCAUCAGCCAAGUCACAAGCCAAGUCAUGAGCCAAGUCAUGAGCCUAAUCAUGAGCCAAGUCACAAGCCAAGUCAUGAGCCAAGUCAUGAGCCUAGUCAUGAGCCUAAUCAUGAGCCUAAUCAUGAGCCUAAUCAUGAGCCAAGUCACAAGCCAAGUCAUGAGCCAAGUCAUGAGCCAAGUCAUGAGCCUAGUCAUGAGCCUAAUCAUGAGCCAAGUCACAAGCCAAGUCAUGAGCCAAGUCAUGAGCCUAGUCAUGAGCCUAAUCAUGAGCCUAAUCAUGAGCCUAAUCAUGAGCCAAGUCAUGAGCCUAAUCAUGAGCCUAAUCAUGAGCCAAGUCAUGAGCCACGUCACGAGCCAAGUCAUGAGCCUAAUCAUGAGCCAAGUCAUGAGCCACGUCACGAGCCAAGUAAUGAGCCUAAUCAUGAGCCAAGUCAUGAGCCACGUCACGAGCCAAGUCAUGAGCCUAAUCAUGAGCCUAGUCACAAGCCUAGUCUAUUCGGGACACGUAGUUUCUCAAUUCCUUGUGAACUUUCUGGAAUUCAGGUGAAAGUUCAAACUCUUUGCCACUUGAUAGAUGUAUAG
This is a messenger RNA of Biomphalaria glabrata, 1272 nucleotides long. RefSeq lists its product as uncharacterized. The transcript is spliced from 3 exons. The record is from RefSeq and is a predicted model, not a curated record. Bases 1 to 1272 code for a protein of 423 amino acids. Lineage: Eukaryota; Metazoa; Mollusca; Gastropoda; Planorbidae.